Caenorhabditis briggsae is the source of this 705-nucleotide messenger RNA. NCBI's taxonomy places the organism in Eukaryota, Metazoa, Nematoda, Chromadorea, Rhabditida, Rhabditidae. The record is from RefSeq and is a predicted model, not a curated record. The transcript is spliced from 2 exons. The annotation marks the transcript as partial.
UCCAACAAAAAACUUCAAGAAGAAAUUAUAGAUGAAAAGAAUAAAAUAGUAGAAACUCUAAACAACUUUAAAUCCCCUUCUCAACUUUCAAUAGCCCCUGCAACUACACCAACACCAAAGACAAAUCGUAAAAGUCUUAUUAAGCAACCCUCAGUAAUCCUACCUCCCUCUCUACCUAGUUCUUCUUCACCUCAAGUUGUAAGUAAUCUGAUUGUAAGUUAUCUUCAAGAUAAUUCAGAUAGAAGUAAUGCUGGAUACUCAAUCAAGUUCAACAAAGCAGAAAAGAAGUAUGCUAUUGGUAACAAAGACAUUACAUUCGAUCAAAAUAUUAUCAAAGUUAAUAAUGAAGAAUACACAGCAACUGAAGGGUUGAUGGAGUUACUACUCAAAAAGUCUCCUGAUCUAAACAAGGUUACAACUGAAGAUUCUUCAAAUUACAAAAAAAUAUUAUUAUGCUCUAAUGCUCUGUACCAAGCUAAGACCCCAACUACAGCUGGAACAUCUUCAACAUCAGGAAGUUCUAUUUCUUUCAUACCAUCAAAUACCAACUCUCUAAUUGACUCAUUAAGACUAUCUAUUGGUUCAUAUCAGGCUGGUAACAAAGACGAGUAUAAUAAAAUCCAUGCAAUGUUAGAUGAACUAGUCAAACAGAAAGUAAUCAAGAAGAAAGACUUAGGGGUUAUUUAUUUGAAUAUUGGUAUGUAA